This is a messenger RNA of Thermochaetoides thermophila DSM 1495, 3102 nucleotides long. Its product is annotated as putative chromosome transmission fidelity protein. The transcript has 2 exons. The record is from RefSeq and is a predicted model, not a curated record. Lineage: Eukaryota; Fungi; Ascomycota; Sordariomycetes; Sordariales; Chaetomiaceae. Gene Ontology annotation, cellular component: nucleus. Bases 1 to 3102 code for a protein of 1033 amino acids. Gene Ontology annotation, molecular function: DNA binding; ATP hydrolysis activity; ATP binding.
AUGACGGUGUCAUCGUCGCCAAUUGCUUUUCCUAAGAGCCCAUCUCCCUUCAACAGCGCCAAACGGCCGCGUCCACAACAGUCAGAUGCCCCCAAACCUGCAAAACCACGAGUGUUUGGUGGUUUCCUCGCCGACGAUUCCGAUGAUGACAACGUCGCCGAGCAGCCGUCUCCCAAGCGGCGAAUGCUGCAGCAAGAGAGCCAGUGCUCCCCCGACGACGAUGCAAUGAUCGACAGCCAGCUUGAAAAAGACCCCGUGAACCCUUUCCUGCAGCCAACUCAAAACUCUGUCACCACCCCUCCAGAUAGUCAGCCAGUUGUGGAAGAUGCAGAAGAAGCAGAACGUUACGAGCGUCUCUUCGGCACGCAAACUUCUCUCCAAAAGAACCCCUUCCUCGGCAGCGAGCUCGGCUCAUCAACAUACCGCAUCACAACAUGCUCCGGUAAAACAAUCCCCAUCUGGGAACGCAAACCCGCCGAAGCAGUCCCAUACUCAGCUAUGGUAGCUGCUCGCUCCCGCCACAAGGAAGGCCGCGCACACAAGAGCUACUACGGCAUUCCGAUCCACGAACUGAUAGACAAUGCCAACAAGGAGUUGGCCCGAGCCUGCAAGGAGUCGACUACCGCAACAUCCUGCGAUCAACCGGUCCGUUCGGUUGAAGACGGCCACACAAGCCUGAAGAAGCCCAAGCGCGCGAUGCUCUGGACCGAGAAAUACCGCGCCCGGACAUUCAUGGACCUGGUCGGCGACGACCUGACUAACCGCCAGGUCUUGCGCUGGCUGAAGCGCUGGGAUCCGAUUGUGUUCCCCCAUUCAGCGAAGCCAAAGGCCGUGGCUGGGGCCAAGAGGGCCGGUGCUGCUGGGGCAAAUGCUCAGGGGGGACAGCAGCAGCAGACAGAAGAGGAGAAGCUGCAUCGCAAGAUUCUGAUGCUGCAUGGUCCUCCUGGGUUGGGCAAGACUACUCUAGCCCAUGUGUGUGCUCGACAAGCUGGGUACGAAGUGUUGGAGAUCAAUGCGAGCGAUGAACGUAGCAAGGAUGUGGUCAAGGGACGGAUUAGGACAGCAUUGGGGACUGAGACAGUUAAGACAGUUGAAAAUAGGAAAGCUGAGCCGGGCAAGAAGCAAAAGAUAGCUCGGCCUGUUUGUGUGGUUGUGGAUGAAGUCGAUGGUGUGGUUGGCGGGUCUGGAGGGUCAGGCGAGGGCGGCUUCGUGAAGGCGUUGAUUGACUUGAUCCUGUUGGACCAGAAGAACAGUUCAGGGGCUGGCAGCACGACGUCUGGUCAAGGGAAGAGGAAGAAUAAAAAAGCAGACGAUUUUCGGCAAAUGAGACCGCUGAUACUCAUCUGUAAUGAUGUUUAUCAUCCCUCUCUCAGACCGCUCCGUCAGUCAGGGCUGGCUGAGAUCAUUCAUGUUGGAAAGCCAUCUGUCGAGGCUGUCGUUAACCGGCUGAAGUCGAUCUUUGAGAAGGAGGGAAUUCGCUGUGACAAGGAUGCUGCUCGGAAGCUCUGCGAGGCUACAUGGGGCAUAACUAACGCCAUUGAUGCCAAGCGAGGUUCCGAAAGCAACGCCGAAGGCGACCUGCGCGGUGUCAUGGUCGUUGGCGAAUGGGUAGCUGGCCGGCUGAAAGCGACAUCCAAGGAUCCAGUCCCUCAUCUCACCAGAGAAUGGAUCGACAAGCAUGUCUUACACGAGCUUGCCCACGGCGGCGGAGGUGCUCGUGGCCUUGGCCGAGGUAACGUCCGCGAGAUCGUGGCACGCAUCUUCCAAGAGGGCGCUGGCUUCCCCAAGCCCCUCUCCUCCGGCCCAUCCCGGCAACAGCCCGACAAGACCACGCGCCACGAACAACCCCAACAACAGCUGGGAGUGCUCGAGCAAACUCGCAAGUACGCCAUGGAGCGUCUACGCGAGAUGAUCGACACAAGCGGCGAAGCAGAUCGCAUCAUGACCGAGGUCUUUCUCGACUACCCCAACCACGAUUUCAACGACGAUUCCUUCCUCUCCAAGCCAGACGCCGCCUACGAAUGGUUGUACUUCCAUGACGCCUGCUCCUCGCGCGUGUUAGGCUCUCAAGAAUGGGAACUCACACAGUACAUCGCCCAACCCAUCCUUGCCUGCCAUUACCUCUUCGCCACGCCGCGUCGGUAUCAGUCCCAGCUGGCUUACGGCACGAAUCAGCGCUGGGGCGCCGGCGGCGCCGACUUGGGCGAUGACCAGCAGGAGAAUGCCCAGCCGCUGCCAUUCACUGGUCCCAGAGCGGAUUUUGCAGCACACGAGGCCGAGAAGGCUAACCGUGCUGCGCUGCAAGGCAUCCAGGCGCAGUUAUCGCCCAGUUUGGCCCGCGCGUUCCGUUCGCCGGAACAUAUUGCGACGGAUUUCUUACCCUAUCUGUUGAGGAUGGUGUCGCCGGAUGUGAAGCCUGUCGUGGUUGGCGGGAGCAGCAAGGACGGAGGGGGUAGCGGGCCCGUGGCGAGCGUGCGCCGGGAGGGCGAGAAGGCCAUGGUCAGAAGGGCAGCGCAGGUGCUGGCCGAGAUUGGCGUGCAACUGUUGAAGGGACGGCUGGAAGGGGAUGGACUUGGAGGACGGACGCAGUGGGUUUAUCGGAUGGAACCAGACCUCGAAACCCUGGCAACCUUUGAAUCAGCCGGCGCCCAUGUCCUUGCCGCGCAGGCACCAACUCGCUACGCUGUGCGUCAAGUACUCGACCAAGAACUCCAAAAGGUCAUCGCGCAGCGGGAGAACGCUGCCCGACAGGCCCGUCUCAAAGCGGGCGGUUCUUCUCGUACCUCUGAUCAUGACCAUAACGAGCAUGGCGGGGACGAUGACAAAGAGAACCGUCCACUUGGCCAAAAUAAAGAGAACACCUCCUCACUGCCUGUCAAGCGUGACUUCUUCGGCCGUCCGGUACUCACAGCAAGACCUGCUAAGGGCGAGGGCACGGAUGAUGGUGGUUCAAAUAAGAAACGCAAGAGGGCCAUGAGCUCAGAAGGAGAAGAGGGGUCAGGGUCGGGAUCAGGUAUUAAGGUGUGGGUGACAUAUCACGAAGGUAUCAAUAAUGCCGUGCGGAAGCCGAUUUCGUUGGAGGAGUUCUUGAGGGGCUUCUAA